Molecule: messenger RNA, 504 nt
Organism: Aegilops tauschii subsp. strangulata
Lineage: Eukaryota; Viridiplantae; Streptophyta; Magnoliopsida; Poales; Poaceae
Source: RefSeq, a predicted model, not a curated record
AUGGCGGUUGAGGAGGACAAAGGCACGGCGGCGGCGAGUGGGAGAAAGAGCUUGAGAGGGAGGAAGAAGGGGAUGACGGUUCCAAGAUUGGAGAAGGCGCAGGGGUACCUGCAGCGGACGCGGCGCCUCCACCUCAGCCACCACGCGCCCUCAUGCAGCCCCUUCGGGUGUGGCUGCUCUGGACAUGGCCCCGGCGUGGCCCCCGGCGUGGCCUCCUAUGGCCCCGACGCGGCCCCCUGCGGCCACCACUGGCGCGGCCCCGGCGCGGCUCACCGCGGCCCCCACGGGCGCAGGCGCGGGCCCCUCUGCGUCGGCCUCCACGGGAGCGGCCCCUAUGGGCGCGGCCGCCCUGCCCCCGGCCCCUUGGGCGGUUUCUCGGGGGACCCGGCUCCUCCUGCGGCGGGCGCUGCACCGGCCGUGACGGACCCUUCACCACCCUCGUCCGUUGCUCCCACCGUGGUCGACCCGCCCCCGCCGCGGUCGACCCGUCCCCUGCUGGCAUGA